AUGUCGUGGUUAUUCGGGUAUAAAAGCCAAGCUCCCCCACAAGGAGGUGGAGAUGGAGGACCUGAACCUCCGGGACCGCCACCCUCAUCGGCCGGUAGCGCCGGUCAGAUGGCAGGUGAUGCGAAUUUGACCAAAGCGGAACGAAAAGCCAUGGAGGCCUACCGGUUCGAUUCAUCAGCGCUGGAAAGGGCAGCAGAAGCGGCUCGUACUCUGGAACGAUCGAAGCAUGCCCGCGAAGCGCUGGAAUUGUCUAAAAUGCAAGAAAAUACUCGUCAGCAGGAGUAUUUGGCCAAGGUGAAGGAAUAUGAAGCUCACAUAGAAACGUCCAAGGUGGAACAAAAGCGUGUGGACCACGAAGAGCGCCGGAAAACCUUGGCCGAGGAGACAAAGCAGCAACAGCAGCGUGCUCAGUAUCAGGAUCAGCUGGCCAGGAAACGGUACGAAGAGCAGCUGGCCCAACAGCAGCGCGUACAGGAGGAAAACCUUCGCAAACAGGAAGAAAGCGUUGCGAAGCAGGAAGCAAUGCGUCGCAAGACGAUUGAACAUGAAAUGGAACUGCGUGAGAAGAAUAAGAUGAAGCUGUUGGAAGCAGAACUGCGGGCGAAGGCUAAAGUGGAUCGCGAAAACCGUGAUCUCACGCUAGAGCAGAUUCGUCUGAAGGCGGAAGAGAAUCGAAUCACCGUGAUGGAAGGUAUUAAGACGGCAGGAUCCGUGUUGGGACAGGGUGCUACCGCCCUGCUAACCGAUUGGAAUAAGGUUGUAACCACCGUUGGUGGCUUAUCGCUGCUUGCGCUCGGUGUUUACUCGGCAAAGGGUGCAACGGGAGUGACGGCCCGAUAUGUUGAGGCACGGAUAGGAAAACCAUCGUUGGUUAACGAAACAUCACGCUUUUCAUUGCUGGAAGCGCUUAAACAUCCCAUCGAUACGAUAAAGCGGUUGAAGCACAAACCUACCGACGCCCUGCAAGGUGUUGUGUUGCAGCCAAAGCUUGAAGAGCGACUACGAGACAUCGCGAUUGCUACGAAGAAUACGAAGAACAAUAAGGGUCUCUAUCGGAACAUCCUCAUGCACGGACCGCCCGGAACUGGUAAAACCAUGUUCGCCAAGCGACUCGCAACACACUCCGGUAUGGACUACGCUAUCAUGACCGGCGGUGACGUCGGUCCAAUGGGCCGUGAAGCUGUGACAGCCAUCCACAAGGUGUUCGAUUGGGCCAACACUAGCAGACGCGGUUUGCUGCUGUUCAUCGACGAAGCCGAUGCCUUCCUGCGCAAACGCUCGUCCGAACAAAUAUCGGAAGACAUGCGAUCGGCAUUGAAUGCAUUCCUGUACCGUACUGGCGAGCAGAAUCCAAGGUUUAUGUUGGUGCUGGCUUCGAACACUCCCGAACAGUUUGAUUACGCCAUAAACGAUCGAUUGGACGAGAUGGUCGAGUUUACGCUGCCCGGGCUAGACGAACGAGAACGUUUGAUACGCCUAUACUUUGACAAAUUUGUACUACAACCUGCUGCCGAAGGAAAGAAGCGCUUCAAAGUGGAACAGUGGGACUAUAGCGCAGUUUGCAGUAAAAUGGCCAAGCUGUGUGAAGGCAUGUCCGGUCGUGAAAUCUCGAAGCUCGGUGUAUCCUGGCAAGCGGCAUGUUACGCCUCGGAAGAGGGUGUCCUCACUGAACAGAUGGUGCUGGAUCGGUGUGAAGCCGCCGCUCGGCAGCAUCGCCAGAAGAUGGCUUGGCUUUCGGAACAGGAAAAACUCGACCACAAAUCCAUCACCGGUGGUAAGGGGUUUCUGACACAGUAA
Anopheles marshallii is the source of this 1797-nucleotide messenger RNA. RefSeq names its product ATPase family AAA domain-containing protein 3A homolog (gene bor). The record is from RefSeq and is a predicted model, not a curated record. Gene Ontology annotation, molecular function: zinc ion binding; ATP binding; ATP hydrolysis activity. The coding region runs from base 1 to 1797 and encodes 598 amino acids. Lineage: Eukaryota; Metazoa; Arthropoda; Insecta; Diptera; Culicidae. Gene Ontology annotation, biological process: mitochondrion organization. The transcript has 3 exons. Gene Ontology annotation, cellular component: mitochondrion.